Messenger RNA from Euleptes europaea (tarantolino), 2142 nucleotides. RefSeq names its product meprin A subunit alpha-like. The record is from RefSeq and is a predicted model, not a curated record. The transcript is spliced from 14 exons. Gene Ontology annotation, biological process: proteolysis. Gene Ontology annotation, molecular function: zinc ion binding; metalloendopeptidase activity; protein binding. Bases 1 to 2142 code for a protein of 713 amino acids. Gene Ontology annotation, cellular component: membrane. NCBI's taxonomy places the organism in Eukaryota, Metazoa, Chordata, Lepidosauria, Squamata, Sphaerodactylidae.
AUGUCUUCAAAGGCAGUCUUCCAACUCUUCAGCCUCACGCUGUUUUUUGCGUACUGCCUCUCAUUUCCGGUUGGGCACUCAUUUUUGGAAGAUGAUGCUGAUUCUGAUGAACAGGGAACAGAUAUUCUAGAAAUAAAUGCAGCUGCCGGGCUGAACCUCUUUGAAGGAGAUAUUUUACUGCCGAAAAGACGUAGUGUGUCAAGAAACAAGGAGCUCCGAUGGAAACUUCCCAUUCCGUUCAUCCUGCAUAACAACCUCGAUCUAAAUGCCAAAGGGGUGAUCCUUAAAGCAUUUGAAGGAUUCAGCUUGAAGUCAUGUGUGCAAUUUAAACCUUAUGAAGGAGAGAAGUCAUUUAUAACAUUUCAAAAGUCUAAAGGGUGCUGGUCCUCCCUGGGCAAUAUGAAGAUAGGCCAAAAUCUUUCUGUUGGUGACAGAUGUGAUCACAAAGGCAUUGUGACACAUGAAAUCUUACAUGCUCUGGGAUUCUAUCAUGAACAGGCAAGGACAGACCGAGAUGAUUAUGUUAAAAUCUGGUGGGAUCACAUCAAUCCAGAUCAAAAAUUCAACUUCGAGAAAUACAGCUACGACCUUCUCAAUGACUUGAACACUCCCUAUGAUUAUGAGUCCAUUAUGCACUAUGGUCCAUUCUCAUUUUCUAAAAAUGCGAGUUUACCAACAAUUACUGCCAACAUACUUGAAUUCAAUGGCAUUAUUGGUCAACGUCUGGAUUUCAGCAGCACGGAUCUCAAACGACUCAAUCGGAUGUAUAACUGCACCAGCCCGCUUACGCUUUUGGACCAAUGCGAUUUUGAGUCAGCUGAUAUUUGUGGCCUGGUUCAGGACACGAUAGAGAACACCAACUGGGUUCACGAAAAAAGCAACUUUAAAGAUCACAACCAUUCAUUCAACGGAAAGUGUAAAGAUGGGGGCUACUUCAUGUUCUUGAACACCAGCUUUGGGAAGGCCGGAGGAAUAGCCGUCUUGAAAUCUCGUAUUCUGCACCCAAGGAGGACGCAGCAGUGUCUCCAGUUCUUCUUUAAAAUGACAGGAAGCCCUGAGGAUAAGCUUGUAAUUUGGGUAAUGAAGGACGAUGGCUCCGGAACCGUUCGCAGUCCGUUUAAAGUUCAGACUCUUCAAGGAGAAAGUGACAAGAACUGGAAAAUUGCCCAUGUGCCCCUAAAAGUUCAAGAAAAGUUCCGGUAUCUCUUCCAAGGGCGAAACGGUGUCUCCAAUCACUCAUCUGGAGGAAUUCUCAUCGAUGACAUCACUCUCAGUGAAACUCGGUGCCCGAAUGCUGUGUGGCAUGUAGAUAACGUCUCUCAUCUCCUUGGCACCGCUGCUUUGGGGUACAGCAUGACGAGCCCCCGUUUUUAUAGCCCCGAAGGUUAUGGCUACUGUGUAAGUCUAAUUCCCCGAGCCUUGGGUGGUUCUGACUCUGAAAACUACAUCGGCAUUUCUCUUCACUUGACCAGUGGAGAGAACGACGGUGUCCUUGAAUGGCCGGCUCUAAACAGACAGGCUACCAUCACUGUGCUGGACCAAGAUGCUGAUGUGAAGAAGCGGCUGUCCAUCGAAAGGAGCUUCACAACAGAUGAAACGCAGGUUAUGAAAGGAAAAAAUAAUACUUCCAGGUGGGGAAAUCCCUCUGUUCUUGGAAAAUUUGAUCCUGUAUGCAAUUGUAGCAGGAGUGAAGACUGGGGAUGGAGAAAAUUUGCUUCGCAUGAACAGUUGAGACGAAGGAAUUAUUUGAAAAAUGACGCCCUUAUUAUCUUCGUAGACUUUGAAGAUUUAACCUAUCUCAAGAACAGUGCACAUUCCGUUCUGAGAACCUCCUGGCACCUGUCUCAUGACCUCCCUCCGGCUCGGAGGAAAAGACUGGCCCCACUGGAAGUCUUGGCAACUGACCUGAGCGAACCGUGUGACCCAAACCCUUGUCAAAACGACGGCAUCUGUUCCAAUGAUAGAGGGAGCGCAAGCUGCAGGUGUGCCAUGAGCAACAUCUUCUUCUACACAGGCAAGAGAUGUGAAGCAGCGCAUAUUCAUGGGAGUGUCCUUGCCAUAGCCGCUGGAGCCAUAAUAUUCACUGUCGUUAUUGUUUCUAUGCUAAUUAAGGGGUCAAAUGUCUUUACUGAGUCAACCUGA